AUGCUAAUGCUUGACGGAAUGCCUGCAGUCCGAGUCAAAGCCGAGCCCCUGGAAUCGGAACGAGGGUCACCAAAAGUGCGGCCUUACACCGCCAUGGACGGGGUGCCCUUCUUCCUCAGCAGAGUAAAACCCGAGCCUCCGGAAGACCUGCUCGCCCACGACCUGCACUUCCACACGCAGACCGAGCCGGUGGACUUGUCGAUCAAUAAGUCCCGCCCAUCCUCUUCCUCAACCACCAAGUCAUCUUCCUCCCCGCUGAGAUCCGCCUUUUCGCCGUCCUCUCUUUCGUCAUCCUCUUCGUCCUCACCGUCGGUCAUCACCUCGGCCUCGUCGAUGCUCUCGCCGGGCCCUCUGGUGGCGCCCGGGAUGAGAGGCCAGCCAUAUUUGCACAUCCUGCACUCGGUGCCACCGCCGCCGUCCAGCCCGCUGGGACUGCAGAGCACAGGAAAGCUGGGCAGUCGCGUUCACCGUAUCCCGGUGGUAGUGCAGUCGUUACCGCUCAUGUACACCACGGCCGUGCGUUCGCCCUCCAGCCUCAACAACGCCAUCAUGCUACCUCUGCUGGACGAUGCCAAGAGCCAGGGCAAAGCAUACGCGGAACACAACGGCCUGUCGCCGCGUCACAUCAAGAGUGACAGUGAUGACGAUGACCUGCCAAACGUGACGCUGGACAGCGUCAAUGAGACCGGCUCCACUGCACUGUCUAUAGCCCGCGCCGUACAAGAGCUGUGCCCGUCUCCUCUCACCCUCCCGUCAAGAAAUAAGUUAAAUAAUUUGAAAAUUGCCUGUUCAAUGUCACCGUUCAGUAUUGAAAGCAUUCGGCGUCCCCGGAGGUCGGAGUCGCCGGAUUCCAAAAAGCGGAGAAUUCACCGGUGCGACUUUGAGGGCUGCAAUAAGGUUUACACCAAAAGUUCCCAUUUAAAAGCACAUCGGAGGACACAUACAGGAGAAAAGCCUUACAAAUGCACCUGGGACGGCUGCACGUGGAAGUUCGCCCGGUCCGACGAGCUGACCCGCCACUACCGGAAGCACACGGGCGUCAAACCCUUCAAGUGCGCGGACUGCGACCGCAGCUUCUCCCGCUCGGACCACUUAGCCCUGCACCGGCGCCGACACAUGCUUGUGUGA
Molecule: messenger RNA, 1128 nt
Organism: Nerophis lumbriciformis (worm pipefish)
Lineage: Eukaryota; Metazoa; Chordata; Actinopteri; Syngnathiformes; Syngnathidae
Source: RefSeq, a predicted model, not a curated record